This is a messenger RNA of Medicago truncatula (barrel medic), 2850 nucleotides long. RefSeq lists its product as uncharacterized. The transcript is spliced from 13 exons. Gene Ontology annotation, biological process: protein import into nucleus. The coding region runs from base 1 to 2850 and encodes 949 amino acids. Lineage: Eukaryota; Viridiplantae; Streptophyta; Magnoliopsida; Fabales; Fabaceae. The record is from RefSeq and is a predicted model, not a curated record.
AUGGCGUCAACCACUGAAUCUUCAUCACCACCGCAAGAAGCUUCCUUACGCAAUCCGUUUGAUCCAGAUAUCAACACGCCUCCGCGCAAUCGCUUGCACGAAAGAAUCAACAAGAGAAGGUCCAUCGAAGAAAACCAAGACAGAUCACUCAUCCACGGCUUCGAACUUCGACAACACGCCGAAAGGUUUCUCCUAUCCAACGACCUCUCGUCGUUGCAAGAAGCAAUCGAUGAAUACUCUCAAACCAGGAAUCAAUCUUUAUUCACGAUUUUCAAAUCUUUCACACUUCAUUAUCCUAACGCAUUCUCAUUCAAACUCAUCAAAAUCCUCAAACUUCAACCUAAUCUUCAGAGACGAAGCCAAACCGUCGAUCUUCUUAAGGUAGAAUUCAAAAAUCCAACGAGUCGAAUGUGUUCGAUUAUCCUAACUGCAUUAAAAAAUCCGCUUCUUUAUUCGCUUAAGGUAGAAUCCGAAGAAAUUCUGUUUCGUUCGCUGUGUGAGAUGAUCGCUUUAUUCACCGAAAGGCUGUACAUAUUUUCUCUCGGCGGUUGGGAGGAGCUUCUUGAGUAUGUUUGUGAUUGCAUUACCGGCGAUGAGAAAUUGGAGAAUCAGAAAGGGCUUAUGAUGUUAAUGGAAUUUCCGGUGAAUGUUUUUCAAGACAGAGAGUUCUGGCUGAAUCAAGGGAACUUGUAUCGCGUAGUCUUGAGCAUUUCGAAAUAUGUUUCUUCGAUGGAUCAGGAAUUGAAGGCACUGGCAUACGAUUCAUCAAUUUCAUUGAUAUUAUUGUCAAAUGAUUUUCUGAAAAAUGAAGUAUCCAAUUCUCUCUUGCGGAAUUUAUUGAAUAUCAUCGAUCAACACGGAGAAGAAGAGGUUCUGGUGAAUAGGAUUAAUCGUUUGUGGGAAUUAGUUAAAUUGGAUGAUGGAAGUAUCUUCAUGGGGAAACAUGGUGAAGUGUUUUGGUGCAUGAUUCGAGUAGCGGAGGUAGAAGAUGUGAGCGAGGAAUUGAAGAUUGUAUCUUUUAAUGUUAUCAAAGACCUCUAUGAUGGGAAUGUGAUCACCAAUCUUUCUCGUGAGGAAUUGAAGAGAGUCCUUGUAGUUGCCAUAAACAUGUUGUCGUGUAUUGUUGAUGAUCCUCUUUGGUAUGAUGUGGACCAUGAGAAUCGUCUUACUGCUGGAAUGGCAGAUGCUUAUUAUCGUGGGGUCUUCUUGUGCAAUGCACUCUGUUUUGAUGGGGAUCAAGGUGUGUUUGUUCCCAUGGCAAUUGAGACAAUAACAAUGAAUUAUGCAUCAAAUCUUGAUUGGAAGCUUCGUCAUGCAGCAAUAUUUACCAUUGGUUGGAUUGCAGAGAUAAACUUCAAAGGGGACAUGAUACAGUACUUUGACCAAGUUGCAAGUCUGGUCCUUAAGUUACUUGAUGAUCUGAACCCCCGUGUACUUUGGGCUACCAUGCAAGCAAUUAAUUGCUUGAGUGAAUAUAAGGAUCAAUUAAUGCUUGCUGAAUAUCACUUGAAGUUUUUGGCUAAACUAGUUCCGAUCAGUAUAAGUAACUCUUGUACUUGUUUACAGUUAUAUGCUGUUACUGCCAUUCAUUCCUUGGUAAAACAAUGUGGCUUAGACAAAAUAUCAACUUUUGGGGAACCAAUUAUAGAAUCAUUACUUGUACUUCUUAAGCAUGAAAAGCAGAAGAUACAGGUUGAAGCUAUCGAUACCCUGAAAUCGUUUGCAGUUUUAACGCCGGAAACUUUUCGCCAAAAUUAUUACGAAACAACGGUGGAAGCACUGAAAGUCAUUGUGUUUGAUGAGCAUAGUUUACCUGGACCGUUGAUCUCUGCAAAAUGUCUAGAAUGCAUGGUAUAUCUUGUUAGGAAAGUUGGGCCAGAUAAUUUUAAAGAGCAGGAAGCUGAUCUGGUCAUGGAAUCUCUAAUAUCACUUGAUGGAAAAUUGAGCAAUACAGAAUACUUAGCAAAAUGUAUCAUCGUACAGGCUCUGGAUCAAAUCUGUCGAUGCCCAAGUGUGAGUAUUGACAAAUUUAUACAUAAACUUGUGCUGAUGUUGCUUGGAUCCACUCAACCCCAUCUUGACUUAGCGGUUGAUAAGUUCAAGGAUGACAAUGAUAAGCAUUUAGUUGAAACCAUGAUAGUUCAGGCUUGUAAUACGUUCUCAUAUUGUGCUGUUCGGUCAUCUAUAAAGUUUUCCCUUCACACUGGCAAGGUCACUGCAAUGUUUGUGCGCUUGCUUGGUUGUUCUAGUUUUCAAAUUCGCAAGGCUUCUAUUUUAGGUCUUCCAAACCUAUUACUCUCACUUAAAGUAGCUGACAAAAAGAUCGACGCUAAACGAGGUUUGACUUUCUUCGUUGUGCAAGCUCUGCUUGAAGCGUUGAAGAAGGAGACUGACAAGGGUUUCUUUUUGAACAAGACUGAUAAGGUUUUCUAUACAAUAGUAUUGAGAAUUCUCGCCAGAUGCAUUCAGACCUCUUCUUCAUUUGUCAAUGAUCAAUUGAUCAAGGUUAUUGCCGACGGGAUAAAUGAUACAGCAAGAAAGAUUAUUAAAAUUGAAAUAGAGAAAGCACAAGAAGUGGUCGCUUCAGAAGAUAGAUGUGAAUCUUUACCAACAGAAGAUACACUUCAGAGUAGAAAACAUAAUCAGACUUUUUACUCAUCACAGGAGGUAGCUAACUUAAUAGCAACAACAAUCGACACACUCAGAGACCGAUUCAUACUACAUGUCGAUGACCUCAUGUCAAACGCUGUUGUGUUUUUGGCUGAUGACAAUCCAGAUAGACCAAUAGCUUUUGCAAUUUCCAUUUUUAACGUUACCUUCCCACUAUUCCCAGACAAAUUGCCACCGUAA